AUGGAUGAAUUUCUCUUGCAACAUGCUGAUCGUCACCAGCACCUGAUCAGGCAGUUCCAACCCAAACCAAGGCCCCAUAACGGAGACCCAGUCACUAGUCCCAACAUAGCUGUUGCGACGCGCAUCAGGCCCUUGCUCGAUGAGGAAACGGCUUCCGGUCAGGUCCCUGCGGCUUUUGCGAGGGCUGGCGAGUGUGGAUCUUCUUCGUUCCAUGUCGGGAAAGUGUAUGGCCCCGAUCAAAAUACAGAGUUGAUCUAUGAAGAUCUGGUGCUGCCGCUUCUUCCAUGGGUAUGGGAAGGUCAUGUUGGUACUUUGUUUGCCUAUGGACAGACCGGUUCCGGAAAGACUUAUUCUGUCAGUGGAAUCGAGCGAUUGAUUGCUGGCGCCUUGUUUGAUGGCACCUUAGAAGGGCAGCGUAAACUGUACGUUUCCAUUUUCGAAUUGGCCGGAAAUUCUGCCUUCGAUCUAUUGAAUACCCGUGCGCCGUUCUCAAUACUGGAGGACUCUUUCGGAAAUACUCAGCUGGCUGGGGCAAUCGAGCAUGAGGUCACUAGUACUUCAAAUCUCCUUGCUUUAAUUGAGGAAUCUGCCUCAUUCCGACAAACAGCAUCUACGGAGAAAAAUGAUGGAUCUUCUCGUACGCACGCCAUUUGCCGCAUUAGGGUCCAGAAACCAACACAAAAUCCUCGAGAGGAUGGUGUGCUCUACCUCGUCGACCUUGCAGGCUCAGAAGCCGCGCGUGACAUCUUCAAUCAUUCGGCUGAUCGAAUGAAAGAGACCCGCGAGAUUAACACCAGUCUAUCUACAUUGAAAGAUUGUAUUCGCGGAUUGGCGAACUUGCAAAAUUCCAAGCCUUCCAAGAAGCCCUAUAUUCCUUUCCGACAGAGCACGUUGACAAAGGUUCUCAAACACGUUUUCGACCCCCUGGGGAGUCGCGACUGCAAGACAGCGGUACUGGCUUGUAUUGGUCCGAGCUUCCUGGAUACCGGGGCCACCAAGAACACCCUCCGGUACGCGGAGAUGCUCCGUUCUGCUGAAAUGAAGGUGGUGUCUUCUGGGUACAACCCUGAUAUUCCAUCGACAUGGAGUAACAGAGAUCUGAGAAAUUAUAUCAAGCUCAAAGUGUGUAAUAUAGCCAUCGGUCUCUGCGUUGACUAA
Messenger RNA from Penicillium maclennaniae, 1158 nucleotides. RefSeq names its product P-loop containing nucleoside triphosphate hydrolase protein. The transcript has 2 exons. The record is from RefSeq and is a predicted model, not a curated record. Gene Ontology annotation, biological process: microtubule-based movement. Lineage: Eukaryota; Fungi; Ascomycota; Eurotiomycetes; Eurotiales; Aspergillaceae. The coding region runs from base 1 to 1158 and encodes 385 amino acids. Gene Ontology annotation, molecular function: ATP hydrolysis activity; microtubule binding; microtubule motor activity. Gene Ontology annotation, cellular component: kinesin complex; microtubule; spindle.